UUGUUUUACCUGGACAGGUCCUAGCAUCGCCCCUGUGGAUGAACGGGUUCGUCCUGCAGCAUUUUAAGCGAUUUAACCCCAAACUCACAUUUGUUUGGUUAUUUUUUAGUUGCGGUUUUUACAUUUUUAUCGCUACGCCGGAGAAAUGGCCGACUGGAAGCCACAGAUUAGCUACAACUAUAACCCCUCUUACCACGCAUACGCUUACGGCCUCGUUUACCAACCCGGGCCGGAGCAGAACCACGGGAACACGGCCAGCUGGGGAGGAGAGCCCGGAGUCACGGAUUUGAGCAACUACAACGCCGGGGUCAGCCAGGCCUACUUCGCCUCCACCCCCCGGACCAGCCCGGAGCAGCACGCCAUGAGCGGCCACGGUCACUACCAGGGCUCCGAGGCGGUUUACCUGGGCGACUCCCAAGCAGGCCGUCUGCUGCUGGCCGGACCCCAACGGCCUGCGUACGAUGCCCGGCCACAUGAGGUCAGGCGGGCCGGGAGCGACACCGCCAGUGACUCGGAGACUCACACCUCACCAGAUUCCUGGAGUUCUGGGAGCAGCAGAGAAGGAAGUGUCCCCCAGGCUGACCCUGCUACAUGGGCAAAGAAAGAGCUGGAGGAAGAAGCGAUCUGUAGGAGCCCUGUUGCCAGAGAGGAUGUUUCCAGCUCUGUCAUGGAGGAGCCCAGACCCGUCCCUGUCAAUGGGAACAUGUGCACCAACGAUACCCAAAAUGCACUCUUAAUUGUCCCAAAGAAGGCUUCUGCUGUAAAUACCCCUAAAGGAAAGGUCCGCUCUGCCUUCUCGGAGAGUCAGAUGAAUGCUCUUGUCCAGCGCUUUAGUGUUCAGAGGUACCUCACACCGGCGGAGAUGAAGAACGUUGCAGAACUGACUGGGUUGUCCUACAAACAGGUUAAGACUUGGUUUCAGAACCGAAGGAUGAAGCUCAGGAGGCACCAGAAGGACACGAGCUGGGUGUCUGAGCGCUACAACAGAAACAGCCCUACUCGUGGACCCAUGUACACCAAUAUGCCACCACACAUCCCACCUUAUCAGGGAGAAGCCCGGCCCCAGCUGAAGGAGCAUUACAAUCAGCACAUGAUGGAGACAUCUUUUAAAAAGGCGGCUCCUCAGAACCUCGCCUACUAUCUGGCCGCAAUGAACUCUGUUGCUGGAUCUGCUGGAUACCCUCCCUGGCCCCCAGGCUCGUCCCAGACCGCAAUGCCCCCCAGGCCCCAGGCCCGGUCCAUGCCUCCAGGAGUCAACCACUGUGAAUACAACUCCAUGGCAUUCAACUCAGCCAGCGCCACCCCUGCAAAUAACACUGGGCAUGACACACGCUUCGAAAGCAAAGGCGGGGAGGCUGUGGACACCCGCGGCACAGCCAUGGUGCACAAUGCCGGCCAGUAGUUGUUGUUGGGUUGAUGAGUUCGAGCUUUUUCUGUAAUAUUUACCCAACAGGCCUGUUUAUAUUCUUCUAUUUCCUCACUGUGAUUGAGGUCUUUUUUGCAUAGUCGAGUGUACAUAUACCUUGUUCAUACUCCUGUUCAAAAGUAUUUUACCUUGAAGUUUUAUUUUUGAUAUGCAACUAUUUAAUGUGUGUUCUUUGCGCUUGGUGGUGAUGGAUGAGUCCACGUUGGAUGAAUAAUUGGAUCAUGUUGUUUUUUGGAACAAUUUUAAAGCAAAGUACUGAAAGAUAUCUGCUGUGCACACAUUUUCUAUAAAAGCCAGUUUCACUCCA
Trematomus bernacchii (emerald rockcod) is the source of this 1733-nucleotide messenger RNA. It is a transcript of the gene nanog, whose product is annotated as nanog homeobox. The coding region runs from base 146 to 1402 and encodes 418 amino acids. Gene Ontology annotation, biological process: regulation of transcription by RNA polymerase II. The record is from RefSeq and is a predicted model, not a curated record. The transcript has 4 exons. Gene Ontology annotation, molecular function: RNA polymerase II cis-regulatory region sequence-specific DNA binding; DNA-binding transcription factor activity, RNA polymerase II-specific. Lineage: Eukaryota; Metazoa; Chordata; Actinopteri; Perciformes; Nototheniidae.